GGAAGUACUAUUAUAUUGUUGCUGAUAAAACGCUAAUAUCCCCCAUCAUCUUUGGGUCCAACCAUGGACACAUUUGUACUACUGAUAAAGCUUCAAAAUGUUUAAAUGGAAGACAUCUCAGAAAUACAGAAUGAGGAGGGAGGGGCUUGGUUUCUCAGCAACAGGCUGGAGGUAAAGUCAACUCCACCGUGACUCAUACCACAGCAGAGUGAGAGGGGAGAUUGAGGACCUGCUGCUGUCCUUCCAAACUGAGACAGCCUACAGAGUCACUGGGUCCUUGUUGUAACAGUAGAGCCCUGAGUGUUCAGCAGGCUCCAGAGAUGGCAUCUUGGCCAACUCUUUAAGAGGUUAACUGUGCUGCUGGAGCAGAAAGUCAACAUCACAGUGGAAGAGUUCCCGAUGAUUUAUGAAAACUUGCUUGGAGAGCGAGGCCAUGUCCUAGAUACCUCCUGUCUACCCUGGAGGCAGCACAGCACAGCUUUAUUUUCACGUGAGCAUCAGCACAUAUCACGCAAGAGAAGUGUGCAAAGUGUCCGAGACCUUGGAGGAGCUCGCUGGCUGACCAGUCGGAAGGUUACCACAUGACUUGAGUAGGACAAUAUGAGUCGAGAGAGGGAAACGUUGUUGGAUGAAAUCGAAUUGAGUUUAUAUACUUUAACUGAGGACAAUUUACGAUACCUGUGUGAACGUAUCGGAAUAGGAGGCAAAGAUGGGUCAGAAGUCAAAGGAAAGACUCAACGCUCAUUGCGUCGUAUAGUAGGGGAGUAUUGUGAAAAUGUAAAUCUAAUGGAAUCAGAUGAGCAGGGAAUGUCUCGGUUACUCCAACUGAAAGAAGACAUCAAAGGAAUACAGGCAGAUGCCAGGGGUGUGCCCACGAGUCCCAGCCAAUCAGCGACAGCAGAGGCGGACACCUCACAAGCAAGCUGCGACGGAGUACCGAAUGAGGAGGCAGGAUCUCGGUUGCCUAAUAACAGGAAGUUGGCGGAUCCAGCUCCAGAGUGGCUCAUUAUACCAGAGCAGAGGGAGUCACUAGAUCCUGAUUGUGACAGUGACACACAGUCUUUGCAGCAGGAGGCAACAGUGCUGCUGGAGGACUGUAGGUUUAUGUUGGGGCGGAGAUUCAACAUGAAAGUGGAAGAACAGGAGGAGAUCAUUUCGGUCUUUGCUAAUGAAGGAGAGGGUCCCGAGUCCUCCGACUCAUCAGUGGAGACAUUAUCUACACCAGGGGAGAAACACCAGGAACUUGACAAAGCAAAGAGAUCUCACCACAGCCCUCAACGUAAGGAGAGAUCCACAAAACGAUCACAGCCUAAACGGCACCUGCACACACACUCUGGAGAGACGUCAUCCCACUGUUCAGAUAGCAAAGAAAGUUUAUCUUCUGUGAGUUCUUACCAAUGCCCUGAAUGUAAGAAGAGAUUCUCUAGUAAUGCAGGUCUUCAAAAACACUUGCGAUUACAUGUUGGAAAGAGGCUUUUCCAGUGCUCACAGUGUGACAAGAGUUUCAUAAAGAGUAAAAAUCUUUAUCAACACCUGCCAGUGCACUCUGGAGAGAAGCCUCACCCCUGCUCUGACUGCGGCCGAACGUUCUCUACAGCACGGUAUUUAACUAAACACAAGCGUAUACAUUCAGGGAUUAAGCCUUUCUGUUGCCCCCAUUGUGACAAGAGAUACACCAGAUCAGAUCAGUUGAAAGUUCAUAUCAUGACGCAUACUGGGGAGCGGCCUUACCAAUGUGGUCAAUGCGAGAAGAGUUUUAAAAUGAAGGCAAAUCUUAAAGAGCACCUGUUAUUACAUGAAGUAAAGAUGUCUCACCGCUGCCCUGACUGUGAUCGAAGGUUCUCCUCUGAGGAAACUUUGAAGGAACACAUGCAGUUACACAAAGGAGAGAAACCUUUCCACUGUCUGCAAUGUGAGAAGAGGUACAGUACUUCAGAUGAGUUGAAAGAACAUAUGAUGUCUCAUACUGAAGAGAAGAUUAACUUCCGACUUGUUUCUGAGAAUAGAUCGCCAUGUUCCAGAAAUGUAGAAGAACAAUGUCAGGAGACGACCCAUACUGUUGACAAACUGGACCUCGGCUCUGACUGCGGAACAGAUUUUGCUCAAAAAGACAAGCUGGCAAAACACCAGCAAACACACACUGGGGAAAGCCCAACACACAUUGCCGAAAAGCCAACACACACUGGGAAAAAGACUCACUACUGCCCUGAAUGUGGGAAAAAAUACCAUAGCACUUCACACUUUAAAGAACACCUGCAUUCACACACUGGUGACCGACCUUACCAGUGUUCUCAGUGUGAAAAGAGUUUCACAAAACAAAUACAUCUUAAGCGCCAUAUGUACUCACACACUGGAGAGAAACUAUACCGCUGUGGAGAUUGCAAUUUAUAUUUCCUUAAUGAAAUCGAAUAUAAGAGACACAAGCACAUCGGAGAGAAGCCUCACCACUGCUCUGUCUGUAGCGUCCGUUUCUCUUUAUUAGAAGAUCUAAAAGCACAUGAAAGGAUUCACACAGGAGAGAAUCCUCACCACUGCUCUGAAUGCGGGCAAAAUUUUGCUACAGCGGGAUGUUUAAAGAAACACAAGCUUUUGCAUUCAGGAGAGAAACCUUUCCACUGCCCACAGUGUGAUAAGAAGUACACCAGAGCGGACCAGUUAAAAGAUCAUAUGAAGAUACAUUCUGAAGAGAAGCCUUACGAAUGCGCUGUUUGUGCCAAAAAAUUCCAUGAUUCUAGGCAAUUAAAAGUUCACCAGAGAGCAGUACAUGUAGCAUCUUCUUAUAUUUGCUCUGACUGUGGAAAGAGCUUUGGUCUACUGGGAAACCUUAAUGCCCACCAGCGAACGCAUACUGGGGAAAGGCCUCACCAGUGCCCCGUCUGCGAAAAGAGGUACACAAAACGAUCACAUCUUAAAGAACACAUGCGUAUACACACUGGUGAGAAACCUUACCAGUGCUCUCAAUGUGAGAAGAGUUUCACAACACAAACAGGUCUUAAUCAUCACCUGUACACACACACUGGAGAGAAGCCCCGCCACCACUGUCCAGACUGUAAUGAAAGUUUUACGUCUUGGAUUCCCUUUAAGAGACAUAAACAACAACAUACUGGAGAGAAGCCUCACCUCUGCUCUAACUGUGGUCUUAGUUUCCUCAUAGAAGAGGACUUAAAAGCACACGAAAGGAUUCACACUGGAGAGAAGCCUCACCACUGCCCUGACUGUGAAAAAAGUUUCUCUUCAGCAGGUAAUUUGAAAAAACACAAGAGGUUACAUACGGGAGAGAAACCUUUCCACUGCGAGCAUUGUGAUGAGAAAUUUACAAGAUCAGAUCGGUUGAAAGUUCAUAUGAUGUCACACACGGGAGAGAAACCUUUCCAGUGUCCCGACUGUGAUAAAAGCUACAAUAAUUCGACCCAAUUGAAAAAUCAUCAGAGAAUAAUACACAGGGGAGAAAAACCGUACCUUUGCUCUGACUGUGGAAAGAGCUUUGGCAAACUAGGUAACCUUACAGAACACCAGCGAACACACACUGGGGAAAAGCCUCAUGUCUGCCCUGUGUGUGGGAAACAGUUUGCCCACGCGAAACACUUAAAGAGACAUCAGCGGGAACAUACGGGAGAAAAACCGUAUCAAUGCCCUGACUGUGAGAAAUGUUUCUCCCGGGUAGAUUAUCUAAAAACACACCAGGUGACACACAGGCCUCCUCACAUGCGCUCUACUGUAGAUAAACCCUAUGGCUGCUCUGACUGUGGGAAGCGUUUCGGGCAGAUCUCUGGCCUUCGAGCACAUCAGAAAAUCCACACUGGAGAAACCCCUUAUGACUGUACUGGGUAUGGAAAGAGUUUUGUAAACCUGUAAAAUCGAAAGAUACACAAUCAAUUGGACACUAGUGAGAAGUCAUACCACUGCUCUGACUGUGGGAUAAACGUUGAUCAGGUGGAAACCUCUUGAGACACCAGGUCACUCCUGAAUUGCCUGAUAUGAAGGCAUUGGCAAGGAGUGGUGAAUGGUAUUUUACAUCGACAUUUGAGUCACUUAGCGGUCGCUCUUAUCCAGAGCGACCUACAGUGCAUCCAUCUUAAGAUGGCUAGGUGAGACAGCCACAUAUCAGUCGUAGUAGAUUAAGUAAAAAAAAUUCUUAAAGUAGCUAUCAGAAAAGUCAGUGCUAGUAAGAAAAGA
Messenger RNA from Oncorhynchus keta (chum salmon), 4176 nucleotides. RefSeq names its product zinc finger protein 420-like. Gene Ontology annotation, biological process: regulation of transcription by RNA polymerase II. Gene Ontology annotation, molecular function: DNA-binding transcription factor activity, RNA polymerase II-specific; RNA polymerase II transcription regulatory region sequence-specific DNA binding. The coding region runs from base 601 to 3855 and encodes 1084 amino acids. The transcript is spliced from 6 exons. NCBI's taxonomy places the organism in Eukaryota, Metazoa, Chordata, Actinopteri, Salmoniformes, Salmonidae. The record is from RefSeq and is a predicted model, not a curated record. Gene Ontology annotation, cellular component: nucleus.